AUGACCGAGCUGAACGCCUUCAUCUCUAACGGCACAUGCUACCAUGCGUCCGGCAAGAAGGUCGACGAAUGGCUACCGUGCGGCAACACUGCCUUUGGCCAAUUCACAUGUUGCCAACGAUCUGACAUGUGCUUGUCAAGCCGGGCUUGCUACAACGCACGAUUUGGAGUUACCUAUCUCGGCGGUUGCAGCGAUCCAGAGUACAAGGAUGCGAGUUGCCCAGACAAGGGUGCCUUGAGCAGUCAACCUUGGGCAGGACUCGUGUACUGCAACGGUACAUCGGAACAAUGGGUAGCCUGCGAGCAAAAGGCACGACCGACGACACUCACAUCAGCAGACGCAUGCUGGUGCCCCCAAACAUCACGAACAGUCGCAUUCACCGAUUCCUCGAUCCUUGAGAAUGUCGUCCAGCUCCCUACCGCCCUCGGAGGGAGCGUCAUCUGGCAACCUGGACACGUUCCACUUCCAACACAACCCAAUACGACACCGACGGGCACAACUACUCACACGACAGCCUCAAUAACAAACGCGAGCUCCGCAUCGCAGCCGACAGCUACAAAUACGAACGAAGAAGAUGAUGGAACAACCAUGACGGCAGGAUCCAAGGUUGGCAUUGGCGUCGGCGUCGGAUUAGGCUGCACCGUUCUUCUCGCAGUGCUGAUUUACCUGUUCUUCGCCCGCCGGAAAUGGCAGAGGGGCGAUAUGGCUGAGCUGGACAACACAAAGUCGGAAGGCGGGAAUGGCUGGGGCCGCAGUCCAAUGACACCGGGGACUGCUGUUUCGGAACUGGACUCCAACACGCAUCAGUGGUCUGACAGAAUGGAGCUGGACGCGACACCGAGAGGCUCCACGGUAGAUGGAUUGGAUGGGUAUGGAAGCAAGGUCCACGAACAAGGUCAAACUUAUUCACUUGGCAAGUCGCUGAGCAACUUCCCGGAUGAUUCCAUGAUGUGA
Molecule: messenger RNA, 954 nt
Organism: Colletotrichum gloeosporioides
Lineage: Eukaryota; Fungi; Ascomycota; Sordariomycetes; Glomerellales; Glomerellaceae
Exons: 3
Coding region: 1-954 (317 amino acids)
Source: RefSeq, a predicted model, not a curated record